GGCGCCGGCGACGACAGGGCCGAUAGGCAAGAAACAAGUCGCGCGAACGUGCACGUUUCAAGUUCCGGUAGUCCUCGAACGGCAGGCGCGUGGCGUGUAUGCGCGACACCCGACGUCCGUGUCUUCUUUCCCGUGUACGUCUCGAUAUUCCGUAUCCGUUCGCCAAGUCCAUUGCUGUAUCAUUGAAUGUGUGAAAUGUUUUCGAUAUCAUCGUUCAACGCGCCUUCUCUUCACGUAUGACGUAUCUAACGGCAGAUCAUGCAAUCAGAGAGCUGACCGGAUGGCGCGUUGAUAAUGAACAUAUUCGAUAAGAAAUACCAACGAGUUCCGUUAACCCGAUAUACAAAGAGCCCUUGCGAAUAAUAGAAAGAUAUAUAAAACUAGGAAAUGAAGAUGACGUCUAGAAACAGAAAGAUUAAAAUUACAACUGUUGGCGAUGGCAUGGUCGGAAAAACAUGCAUGCUCAUCACGUAUACAAAGAAAGAAUUCCCAACAGAAUAUGUACCCACUGUUUUUGAUAAUUACGUUGACAGCAUAUGCGUGGGUGGUCAGCCAUUCGAAAUGACGUUAUGGGACACGGCUGGUCAAGAAGAUUACGAGAGGCUUAGACCAUUGUCGUAUCCAAAUACUGAUUGUUUUUUGGUCUGUUUUUCUAUAAGUGCACGCAGUUCCUUCGAAAACGUAGCAAGUAAAUGGCAUCCAGAAAUUAAAGCAUAUUGUCCCAACAUACCAAUUGUACUUGUAGGUACCAAGGCAGAUCUUAGAAAUCAAGAAGAUAUGGAUAUUAUUUGUCCCCGAGAUUGCAAUAAAAUGAAAAGAAAGAUUAAAGCAGUUAAAUAUGUCGAAUGUUCUGCGAUAAAACAAGAAGGUCUCGAGGAGGUCUUUAUGGAAGCUAUUAAAGCCGUUCUGAAAAAGCCGUCAUCGAGAAAGCUCUGUUGCAUCCUUUAAAAUAUUGAAAUUGAUACUAUUACCUCCGGGAGAACAUACUCCAGAGAAUUAUAAUUAGGAUUAUAAUUAAGACCUAUGUUAAACCAAAGAUUUUUGCAUUUUCUCUUCGUCUUUCUUUUUCCUAUGUAUUUUAUUUUUAACAAUAUUUUGCCUAAGAUAUAUUCCCUUUGUGUACCAAAAUUCUUUCGAGUCAUGUAAAUACAUGUUAUGUGCUAAAUUUUUAUAUCUAAUUAAUAUAAAUUUUCAUAUUUAUGUCUAAAAAAAUAAAGGUUAACUUUCUUUCCACUCUAA
Molecule: messenger RNA, 1239 nt
Organism: Pogonomyrmex barbatus (red harvester ant)
Lineage: Eukaryota; Metazoa; Arthropoda; Insecta; Hymenoptera; Formicidae
Product: ras-like GTP-binding protein RhoL
Biological process (GO): small GTPase-mediated signal transduction
Molecular function (GO): GTP binding; GTPase activity
Source: RefSeq, a predicted model, not a curated record